Penicillium argentinense is the source of this 828-nucleotide messenger RNA. RefSeq lists its product as uncharacterized. Bases 1 to 828 code for a protein of 275 amino acids. NCBI's taxonomy places the organism in Eukaryota, Fungi, Ascomycota, Eurotiomycetes, Eurotiales, Aspergillaceae. The transcript has a single exon. The record is from RefSeq and is a predicted model, not a curated record.
AUGCUGCUGCGGCCAAACAACGAACUGAUGAUUCUUGUUGAUCGCAUGUCAGAAGCAUACGCAAGACUGACGGCGAUCACCACCGAGAACGCAUCGUACCUCUGGGAGUUAGAAGAAUCACGAAAUGAGGUCCACGAACUGCAAAAGGGAAUUUCCAGUCUGAAAGAGCUCGUCCAGUCUCUGUCAACGAAUGCUUCUACUACACCACCCAGGACACAUGUCAGCAGUCCAGGGCGAAGCUGGGCAUCCAUUGUUUCGCAAUCAUCGUUAGCGUCGUCUAACACUCGAGCGGCGCAUACCGAAACGGGCCUCCCUGCUGUGAUACUAGAUCUAUGCUCUGCUAGAGAGGAGACCAAGACUCUGGUGGACGGCCCCACACAGAUGCGAGAGAAGAUCCGUACAGCACUUCAAGGUGAGACGACGACGGUGAGUGUCGACAUCGUGGGGGUAAAGCCUACCUCGCAGACUACUGUGAAGAUCUUCGUCGACUCAGAGGAAAGCGUUGCGAAUCUCCGCCAGGCAACACACUGGCUGAACACCUUGCCGGGGGCUAAGCGGUUGGGCGAACAGUGGUUCCCUAUCAAGUUGAAUGACGUUCAGAAGACAAUAGUUUUUGUAGCAUCGGGUGCGCAACGGGAGGACUUCGCAAGAACCCUCCAAGAUGAGAAUAGAGUCGGGGAGAUUAAAAAGAUCAUUUGGCUAAGCGGAAAGAAAACGUUACGGAUCUAUGGCAAUCUACCUCUCCCGCCAAGCAGACGCAGAAGCCCUGCUCAACCGUUGUAUCGUCCACGUGCGGGGGAAAGCGACUUUCUCGGACAGGUUUUAUGA